UGUGCCUCUAAUUAUAUAAUUAAUUUAACUACAUAAAAUCAAUUAGUACUUUUAGUGGCACAUUCUAAUUUUUUUUGAAACUACCAGUUUUAGAGGCAAUUGUGAGCUGCUUGCUGGAGGGCGGGAGUUUGAGCGCUCUUUUUUGUUUUGGGCUUGGACUCGAGAUUUUGAAUUUUUUGCUUUUGAUUAAGAGUCCUUUUUUUGUGAGAAGAUUAAGAGUCUGUGACUCACACAGAAAGGUAAUUUCCCUCUUUGAUCGAAUAAAAAAAGGAGAAAGUUGAUUACUUUACUUCGUAGAAUGAGGCAGCUUUACUCUCAUUGGAAGCUAAUUUCCCCCUUUCCGCCUUUCGAUCAUCCGCUCUAAACAAACAUACCACUCUUGGUCGCUUCCCUCCUCCGCUACCAAACACCCUUAACUAGAUCUACAACCCCUCUUUUCAUCCCACUCUGUCUCCAUCUCUGUCCCGAUCUCUUCUCUUCUGGAAAGGAACCCCAACCAGAUCCAUGCCCACCCUCCCCUUCGGCUCCCACAAUCUUCCUUCAUCCAAUCUCAUCCCUUCCGAAAGAAAGCGACACAGCGAUGAAGACGAAGUCGUUCAACACCGUGUUACAUCGGCGGUGAAGAGCGUUCCUUCUGGAGGCGUUCACUCGCAAAUUGAAUCAUCUGCAGGGGAGGGGAACUUCUUUGAUGCGAUUUUACCUUAUUGGAUUUGAUUAAUGAUUUUACUUAUCGUUAGAUUAUUCUUUAAUCAUCGUUGUGCUCGUUAAUCCAUGGUUCUUGUCUGGAAAUUGCAUCCAUUCCUUCCAGUCUUGUUAGAGCCUCGGAGUUCCUGCACAAAACUCUUUUUUUUCCUACAGUCCCCGGAUGCCAGCCAGGGUUGAAGAAGAUCCACAGUAUUUCAAUUCAGUAGAUUGUGGAUUGAUUUACUGCUUCGAUUUGGUGGUGGGAAGAGGGAAACUCACUGUUACCCUGGAGAUAAACAAAAAAGCAUCACCGGAUGGCCUGCUUCUUGCUAUUGCUAGCACUAAGGGCACUUUGAACAGAAUUUCCCACACAUGGAUGGCACUUGGCUACAAGAGGUACGAAGAGGAGUCGAUCGAGUUGAAAUUUAUGAUCUUGCUAGAAAGUCAAGUCUAGGAUGCACAAGGAGUUGGAAUACUUCGAGAAUUAAUUAGAGAGUUGAAUUCUCUUUUGCAGCUAUGUACAGCAGUGCAGCUCUUCAUGACUACUUAUUUCCUCUUGAUUUAGCUGCUGAUAUUUGCCCCAAUGAAAUGUUAAGCGGCAU
Messenger RNA from Linum trigynum, 1286 nucleotides. The record is from the annotation of a GenBank genome assembly. Lineage: Eukaryota; Viridiplantae; Streptophyta; Magnoliopsida; Malpighiales; Linaceae.